This is a messenger RNA of Varanus komodoensis (Komodo dragon), 1493 nucleotides long. Its product is annotated as protein FAM228B-like. The coding region runs from base 57 to 1301 and encodes 414 amino acids. The transcript is spliced from 10 exons. The record is from RefSeq and is a predicted model, not a curated record. Lineage: Eukaryota; Metazoa; Chordata; Lepidosauria; Squamata; Varanidae.
AGAGAGUUGGUAGAAUGUCAAUCUGAUCCCACCUUUUGGUUCUGAUUCCUUUCUCUAUGCAUUAUUUUUUUCUAAAUCUUAAUAUUUUUGUUUUUCAGAAUGAUUCAUUAGUGUCUUCAGGUAGUGAAAGCUCAAAAGAAGACUGGCUCAUAAAAGUCUGCUGUCCAGGUGCACGGCAUCGAUAUUGUAGACAUGGCCAAACAAAAAAGCGAAUAUCGUCAUGUAAAAAGACUAGAUUCUCACGGAGCUUAGACAAAGAUGAUUUCACAGAGUCUGCACAAUGGAUGCCCUUUACAUCUUACCAGACCUAUACAGGAGUGCCAAGGCAGGAGAGCUCAGACUUGAAGUGGCUCAUAAGACUUCGCUGUCCAAGGGCUCAGAUGGAGCUGAUGUUGCCAGAUGCAAAGCAAUCUCUUCCAGCAGUAUCCUUGAGUAGAUCACCAAGCAAGAUUUGCAGAGAUAGCCAGACUGAAAAUGCAAAAAAUCCAGAGAGAUGGCCAGCAAAGAAGCAUCAUUCCAUUACACAGGCCGUAGUUAAUGAAACCCAGGAUGCUGUUGGUUCCACUCAAUCCCUGUUGGAAAGAGAAAAUCACUUUGUAAGGGAAGUAGACAGGUAUUUGAAGCACAAUGAUUUCUUAGCUCUAAGGAGGAAGGAAAUGCUGUACAAGAAAUGGUUUGAGAGUGUUUCAAGACCUCUACUACAGAAAAUUCAGGACAAAGUUGACAACCAGUCAAGUGAAGAAAUAGAGGAAAGGAAGCGAAAGCAGUUCUCACUUUAUUUGAACUACUGUAAUAAGAAGGGCAGUGCAUUUUUAGAAAGUUACAGCCCUUCCUGUUAUGAUCCUUUCUUCCUGAAGACUUGCACGGACAUUUGGAAGGUGUCAGUUCCACCCUUAUAUGAUCCUUUGUUAAUGGAGAUUCAAGGAAGAUACCUCGAGGCUGGCAUUACCCAACAGUGUGACACAGGAAAAAUAUACUCCUGCAAAGAGCUGAAUGAACUUCAUAAGACUGAACUGCCACUGCUUCCUUUGAGUCGGCAGCUUAUGAAUCCUGUAGAGUGGUUGAAGAUUCCACCUGGUUAUAUAGAGAGUGAAAUUCGUCAAAAGAGCCGGCAAAAAAUGAGCGCAACUAGGAAUGUGAGUUCUAUGGAUUUCAAGAGCUGGGGUGACUCGUCCCAGCUUCCAUUGAACAAGAGAUGGCCCUCUACUAGGAAAUCAGAUUUCGCCUGUUUGCCCAGUUUUUUGACAAAACAAAUACAAACUGGCCCACCACAUAGGAAAUCAGCAAUAAAAUCUGCUUAACAAUAUAUCUUUGAAGUGGAUUAAUUGUACAAGAUAUAAAUAUCUCUCUCUCUCUCUCUCAAUUACUGUAAUUAUUUGGAAGUAAUUUGGAUAUUCAAGCUUUGCUUUAACAACAGACAAAUAAGAAAAGUACACUAAGGAUAAGCUAUGGAGAUAACAUAUUUUAAAUGCUAUUUUAUAUCCUGAUUGUUU